GCUGUUGCAUACCUUUCGUCAGCACAACUGUGAACGUGUCAACGCUUUGCAUUUUCCUUUGGUUUUCCUUAAACCCAACCAGAAUCAGGAAGAAAUGGUUGACGACAGCACCCGGAAAACGCUGAGCAACAUUCCCCUGCUGCAAAUACGCGCAGGACCCCGAGAGAAGGACGUGUGGGUGCAGCGACUAAAAGAGGAGUACCAGUCCCUCAUUAAGUAUGUCGAAAACAACAAACAGUCGGGCAGUGACUGGUUCCGACUGGAGUCCAACAAGGAAGGCACAAAGUGGUUCGGCAAGUGCUGGUACAUGCACGAACUUCUCCGCUACGAAUUCGAUGUCGAGUUUGACAUUCCAGUGACGUAUCCGACCACGGCUCCGGAGAUUGCUCUGCCUGAGCUGGAUGGCAAGACGGCGAAAAUGUACCGCGGAGGCAAGAUCUGUCUAACAGACCACUUCAAGCCGCUGUGGGCGAGAAACGUGCCCAAGUUCGGAAUCGCUCAUGCGAUGGCUCUAGGACUUGCUCCUUGGCUGGCCGUGGAGAUACCGGACCUUAUCGAGAAAGGCAUCAUUACGUACAAGGAAAAGUAGAUAAUUUUAUAAAAAAAAAACUGGGAAACAAAAAACAUGAACAAAGAUUGAUAUAAAAGUCA
Drosophila bipectinata is the source of this 651-nucleotide messenger RNA. It is a transcript of the gene Ufc1, whose product is annotated as Ubiquitin-fold modifier conjugating enzyme 1. NCBI's taxonomy places the organism in Eukaryota, Metazoa, Arthropoda, Insecta, Diptera, Drosophilidae. Gene Ontology annotation, molecular function: UFM1 conjugating enzyme activity. Gene Ontology annotation, cellular component: cytoplasm. The record is from RefSeq and is a predicted model, not a curated record. Gene Ontology annotation, biological process: protein K69-linked ufmylation.